Molecule: messenger RNA, 3051 nt
Organism: Eleginops maclovinus (Patagonian blennie)
Lineage: Eukaryota; Metazoa; Chordata; Actinopteri; Perciformes; Eleginopidae
Gene: ccbe1
Product: collagen and calcium binding EGF domains 1
Exons: 11
Coding region: 370-1584 (404 amino acids)
Molecular function (GO): calcium ion binding
Source: RefSeq, a predicted model, not a curated record
GUUACUAUGUAAACAUGGAGUUUUGAGAGUUACUUUCUUUUUUUCUGCGAGUUUUUUUUAGCUUGCAAAUUAUCGACACACGUUAUGUAGUCAAAGAUAAAAGUCAUCAGUCUUUAUUUUGUUACAACCUCUACAAUAUAAUGACUUUUUCUUGACUUGGUUUCUUAAGCAUUACCUGUCAAAAGUAGGCUACCGAGUUGGGGAAGUUAUCUAGCCGCUGUAGUGACAGUUCAUUCAGUCAACAGCACGCGGAGUGGGAGGGUCUGCCGCGCUGCUUAGCACUCUACUCCCUGAAGCUGUAGCAGUGAGGAGGUGAUCAGUACACGUGUGGAUUACUGUCAGCAGCACCCAGGUGACUGGACCGAUGAGAUGAUACUAAACCACAACAGGAGUCCUCUUCUGCUCGCCGUCACCUGCAUGUACAUCUCAGGAGGUCUGCUCUGGUCCUACCAAGAGGAGGAUGCCAGUGACGGUGAAGAGUGCUCUGAGAGUAAGAUUUCCACAACAAAGUACCCCUGCCUGAAGCCGAGUGGAGAAGUUGCAACAUGUUACAGAAAGAAAUGUUGUAAUGGCUUCAAGUUCGUGCUGGGCCAGUGCAUUCCUGAAGACUAUGAUGUGUGUGCUGGCGCCCCCUGUGAGCAACAGUGCACCGACCACUUUGGUCGAGUGGUGUGCACCUGUUACCCCGGCUACCGCUACGACCGUGAGCGCCACAGGAACCGAGAGAAACCCUACUGUCUGGACAUCAACGAAUGUGCAGAUAAGAACAUGACUACGUGCUCUCAGACCUGCGUGAAUUCUGUGGGGAGCUACAGGUGUGAGUGUGAGAAAGGCUAUUUCCUGGAAGAAGAUGGGAAAACAUGCACCAAGGGGGAGAGAGUGCAUCUCUUUGAGAAGUCUGACAACAUGAUGAAUGCUGGAACUUGCUCAGCCACGUGUGACGAUUUCCACCAGAUCAGGAUGUCUGUCCUGCAGCUUAAACAGAAGAUGGCUGUGCUGUCAAACAGUGCUUACAUCCCUGAGCAGAUGGCCAGUCAGAAAAUUGUGACAUCGCCCAUAUUUUUACCAGGGCCGCCAGGUCUCCCCGGACCUCCAGGGGAUCCAGGACCAGAGGGCCCUCCUGGAUAUACAGGACUGUUGGGGCCUCCUGGGCCUCAUGGUCCCAGGGGCUUUAUGGGACCCAUUGGACCCACACCAGACCUGUCCCACAUCAAACGGGGCCCCAGAGGACCUGUGGGGUUUCCAGGAGCGCCAGGAAAGGAUGGCCUAAAGGGGGAUAGAGGAGCUCCUGGGCCUGUCGGACCACCAGGUCCUCCAGGCUCUUUUGAUUUCCUGCUGCUGCUGAUGGCAGACAUCCGUUACGACAUCGCUGAACUGCAGAACAAAGUGUACGGUCGCCCGAUGCCCUCUCCAGGGGAGGACUUUCCUGCAGUACCCGACAGCUGGCGGGACACCCAGGACAAUCUGGAAACUGGCUCAGGUGAGGACUACAAGGAACCUACACCCCGAACAGACGGAGGAUCAAAGACAGACAGGAAGUGGAAACCAGCGCGAGAGAGAACAGACUUUAACUGGAAUAUUUAAAAUGGUUUGGGUCUAUAUGUAUAUGAUACUGGUGUAAAUAUUGAAGUGUUUAUGCAUUUUUAUUUUAUUUAAACAGAGUGUACUGUAUGCCUUUUUAAUCACAGAUGUUUAUUUUUAUAUGAUAUACAAGAGUUUGUGUGACUAUUUUUUAACAAAAUGAGUUGACUGUGCAAACGCAGGUUUUUUUAUUCGUUAUUUACACGGCACAUUAAACAAGUCUCCUUAAAUCAGUUUUUACGUCUUUACUUUAUGUCAGUACAUAAUUCUCUUUCCCACAACUUGUGUAAGAAAUACAGCCACCAAAUCUGUGUAUAUAUUCAUUAUCGGAAUAUAUACACAGAUAAUGAAAGAUUCCUCUUCCUCAUGGUCCGCAAAGUAAAUAUUGAACCCAUUUUGCCAGGAUACAUGAUUCAAAUUUUUCAGAGACAGGUACUUGAAAUAAAUGAAUAUAUAAAUAUAUGCUGUGUACAUACAAAGAUGUUGGAUUGCUGUGUGGAUCACUGGUGUUGGAUAGUCCUCCACCAGAGGGAGACAUACAUAAAUUUACAAAUGUCUGGGUUACUGGCUCGGCAUUUCUGAGAAAUGAAUGGCUGACCAAUCAAUCUGUAACACAUCACAAUAUAAUUAAUGAGCCUGAUAUAAAAAGGCACCUCGCGUUCAAAUUCCAAGUCAGCUAUUGACUCAGAACAUUUGACUACAUCUUAAGGUUAGUCAGUAUAUUCACUUAGCUGAUUAAACCUUUACAUAAUCACUGCACACUGUGAAGAAGGUAUGACAAUCAUGAUUAUAUUUGCUCAACAUUCUGCUUUCCCUGCAGCUGAAAUAGGAAAACUGCAUCCUUGUAAGUUUCAUUUUCAAGCUGUGACAUUGCUAUAUGUGUUCCCUAUGCUGUUAUUUCCCCUUCAUAGCUCUGGUUUUAGCUGCAUUGCUCAGCAAGGUGCACCCGGAAGUGCUUAAAACCUCCUGUGCCAGUAGCAGAAAGCAGAGGUGUAUGUUUGUCUUUAUAUCAAUAAAUCCUAUGGAUUUAAUAGUUUUCAGGGCGUCUUCUGUGGUUGAUUUGGGUCGCCCGCAGCAUGGGGUUGAACAAGCUGACAUGUUUUUUAACUUAAAAUGCCCCUGUGUGCACCCAAUGUAUAGUACUUUUUAACUUACUCAAGGGACCGAAUCUCAGUUAUGAUUAUUAUACUCUACUUUUGGUAUUGUUAAUUCUUCUAUACUUAGUUUCAGGGAACUUCUUCUAUCACUGUUCACAGUGAUGUGACCUAACAGUCAUUCAGUACCUCUCUGAAUCCACUAGGUGGCAGUCAUAUGUCAGUCAGUAUGUGCACUGCUUGAUUAAUUCCCUCUGAUAGAUGCACAGCACUCAGUGUUCAGUGAACUCAUUAAACUGUGUAGUGUAGUUCAGAGGAGCACGUGACGAUAAUCAUAACACAAUUAUGAAUAAAACUUUGUGGAGAUGUUCACUCA